GUUUACCAGUCUUUCUGCAGCUAUUUACAGCUGUGUCUCUAGUGGUUGUGCGUGUUUUAGUAUUAAGUUUCGCUAAAAUUAUGAUGAUAAACUAUUUGAUGCUCGUGGUUGUAUUAUUUGUAGUGGCAAAUGGACAACUAGAUGAAGAAUUUAAUCAGAUUAUAGAGGAACUUGAUGAAGAGACGACUGUACCACCCAAGACCACGACGACGCCUUUCUCUCUAGAUCCGUACCAAAAUAAUCCCAAAGAUCCUUAUGCAGUGCCUGGUAAUGCCUCCAUUAGUUGUGAUUAUCAAUGUGUGCCGUUUUACCAAUGUAACAAUGGAACAUUAAUUACCAAUGGGGAAAAUAUUAUUGAUAUCAGAUUGAAAGAAUCCUGCGGCAAUGCUUUACUUUCUUGCUGUAGGGACGAGCACGUCACUGACAACAGAUUUACACCAUCUCCACCUGAAGAUCCCGUACCACAAGGAUGUGGAUAUCGCCGAAAGAAAGGUGUAGGGUUUGAAAUUACUGGAACCAAGGACAAUGAGGCUCAGUACGGCGAAUUUCCAUGGAUGGUGUCUAUAUAUAAGCUUCCAAAAGACGAGAAUUCAAGGCCUAUUUGUGGUGGCGCUCUGAUACAUCCACAGGCAGUUAUCACUGCGGCACAUUGCGUACAAGACAGAAGACAAAGAUGGCAAAUUGGAGCAGGAGAGUGGGAUAUCAGUGGAAAAAUCAAACCAUUUCCAGUGCAACUAUCGGACGUUGAAUCAGUAACGAUUCACCCCGAAUUCUACGCAGGAGCAUUGUUUAACGACAUUGCCUUAUUAAAAUUAACCACUGCCAUUAAUCUUUCCGAAAACAUCGACACCAUCUGUCUGCCGUCUCAAAAUUUAGUCCACAAGCCGAAGAAAAGAUGCUAUUCGACAGGCUGGGGUAAGGAUAAGUUUGGAAGACAAGGAGUCUAUAAAACUAUUUUAAAAAAAAUCGAUUUGCCUGUGGUACCUAAAAAUAGAUGUCAGGACUAUCUCAGGAAGACUAGGCUGGGAGAAUUUUUCCAACUCCAUUAUAGCUUUAUGUGCGCCGGAGGGGAGAAGGGUAAAGAUUCUUGCAAUGGAGAUGGAGGUAGUCCUCUGGUGUGUACUUUUGAUGACGACAAGGACAGAUAUUAUCACGCAGGUAUAGUCGCCUGGGGCAUCGGAUGCGGUGAAAAAAAUAUUCCUGGGGUGUAUACGGAUUUGGCGGUAUUCAGAAAUUGGAUAGAUGGAGAGAUGUUCAAGAAGCGACUGCCGACGACGUUUUAUGACAGAUCCGAUCCAUUUAUACCAAGGAUUAAACAUGAGCAGUAAUUUUAAGUAGAAAAUAGCUGUUGAAUUUUAUAUGUAACGUAUUUUCAUUAUGUAACACAGUUUAAGUUUUUUAAAUAAUAAACAUAA
Diabrotica balteata is the source of this 1415-nucleotide messenger RNA. The record is from the annotation of a GenBank genome assembly. Lineage: Eukaryota; Metazoa; Arthropoda; Insecta; Coleoptera; Chrysomelidae.